GAUAUUGACGACACAAUCAAAGAUACUGACAUUCCUGCCGGUGCCAAAGUCGUCUUAUCAAAUACCUUUCUUCAUAAAUUUAAAGAGGUACCAGGGAUGGCUAAACUUUAUACAUUUUGGUACAAUAAAGGAGCGGGAAUACAUUAUGUUUCCAAUUCACCUUGGCAACUAUUUCCAAUGUUGCGUGGAUUCUUUGAAACAUAUGAUUUUCCACCGGGUUCAGCUCACCUAAAGUUCUAUGAUGGACUCAUAAAGAGCGCAUAUGAGCAAAAAGAAAAUCCGAUGGCCAGCAAAUUUAUGUAUAUUAGAGAAUUGCUUAAAGACUUUCCGAAGCGCCAGUUUAUUCUCGUUGGUGAUACUGGUGAACUUGACCCAGAAAUUUACACGACAAUUGCUCGAGAAAAUCCUGGUCGAAUUUUGCGCAUAUUUAUCCGUGACGUGACGACUGCACGCGUAAAAGAUCUACCAGCCCAAGAACCACAUUAUUCAUACAUUCAAACAUUCCCAAGUAUGAUUGGCCAUCUAAAGACUUAUUAUUAUGCCGAAAGUAAGGACAAGCAAAAUCCAACACCUACAAAAACAGAGGCUCCUCCACCAACACCCGAACAGACUCCUACCGCUGAUCCUCAUGAUCCUAAACGACAUGAUAGUUUAUCGGCAACUCUCCUUAAUAAACUUCAUACCGACAUUUCGUACCUUCAUACGGGCUUUACUGGCGAUUCAAAAGCAGCACCUACAGAAUUAUCGAAACCCGCUCAAGGUCAACAACCUUUAAAAACUCCGUUAGAAAUGUUCCAUGAGCGUAUAGAAACUAUAACUAAAGAUCUGCCAAAAGGCUUAUUUAAUUUAUUCACAAAUCCAAUUGACAUGCAGAAUAACGAGGCUAUUAAAAAAGCAUUUAAAUAUUGA
Ambispora leptoticha is the source of this 909-nucleotide messenger RNA. NCBI's taxonomy places the organism in Eukaryota, Fungi, Glomeromycota, Glomeromycetes, Archaeosporales, Ambisporaceae. The record is from the annotation of a GenBank genome assembly.